AUGGAUAAGCUGACUCGGGGGCCUGGUGCAAAUAAAGGUGUGUGUGAGAAAAAGAUACGGUGGGCUGAGCAAGAGGUUUUGGAAGGAGAGGGGCUAGAAUCAAAUGUCAAUGUCGUGAAACUGGGCCCUGGGUGCGCUGCUCCGCGCUUUUAUAGCGUCAUCGCCAGCUGAUGGAAGAUGCAACACCUCCGCCUGGAGCUAACGGGCUGCGAAAAAAAAAACACGCCCCUUGUCCCACUCCUCGGCGUCAUGGCUUCCCAAACUUGCCGCUAUCUCUUUUGCAAACCAUGGCAAUAUGCCGAAAGGAGGCGGGGCAGCAGCAUGUAGCACAGAGCCAAAAAGGAGCAAGGCUCUCAAAUCACACGUUGCUCAGAGAAACUGCUCAGAGGCGCGCUCUGUUCCUUGGGCGGAUGCGCCGGUAGAUAACAACGGAGAAAUAUGCUGCUACGGGCUCUGAGAUUCACUGGCAGGGGAGGGCGGCAAUCCAGUGCGCCAAAAGAGA
This is a messenger RNA of Linderina pennispora, 502 nucleotides long. RefSeq lists its product as uncharacterized. The record is from RefSeq and is a predicted model, not a curated record. The transcript has a single exon. Bases 171 to 422 code for a protein of 83 amino acids. Lineage: Eukaryota; Fungi; Kickxellomycota; Kickxellomycetes; Kickxellales; Kickxellaceae.